Molecule: messenger RNA, 2357 nt
Organism: Lytechinus variegatus (green sea urchin)
Lineage: Eukaryota; Metazoa; Echinodermata; Echinoidea; Temnopleuroida; Toxopneustidae
Exons: 2
Coding region: 892-2331 (479 amino acids)
Source: RefSeq, a predicted model, not a curated record
CUCGGCACAUUGGCCACUCGUGGGUAAAGGUCGCCGGAACAUCGUUGAGAAAGCAAACACUCGUCUUAAAAAUCAUGAAUAAAGUGGACCUGUUAAUAAUACAGCGUUCGUAUUAAGUCGAAAUAAACGAUGGACGUGUCACGGUAUCACCAUCUAUCACCGCCGUUUCCCACUUUCAUACCAAACCCAAUUUCGUAGAGCUUCAGACUGGCGUGAUUGAGGAAGAACAGUUUUACUGUUGAAGUGAACAUGUGACAAGAUUGAAAACAAAUGGUACUGGUUCCAUCGUAAAACAAGACAAGCCUGACGAUAUGCCAAGAUGCUGCACAAACCUACUGAAAAUCUUUCACCGACAGAACUAAGUUUGAUGAUAACCUCGUGUAGAAUAAGAGUGCAAUGGUGAUGUAGCCGAGGCUUCUUCAAAGACACUGCAAUGGCUGAACGAUCCUGACGAACAUCUUAUACGAUACUUCUGAAGGAAACAUGGAGGAAAUAAUCAUUGGCUUUUAUAUUUUCUAGAUUUACUUAAAUAAUAUAAUUCAGUGAACGAGGUCGGGUUCGUGCAGAGACAUGAUCCAGUCUAUAAAUCAAGGGUUCCAGAAAAAAAGACGCGGGCGUCUGUGUAAAGAUUAUUCCAGGAACAACAUAGAAGAUGAGAAUGAGUGUAAAAAUAUGGACUAAGAAACUAAGAUCAGGAAAUGAUUAUAUGAACUUCAUCAAAGAUACCUCGAGAUUAAACAAAAAGAGGAUGCCGUUAUUGGUAUUACCUGGUCCUCCAGGUCUCUACAAACGGAAGUAAAUAUAUAUUGGACAAUAAUGUAGAAAGAGCUGAUCGUGAGGGACUGUCAAAAGUAUUAUUCAUAGGGCCUAGCAAGAUACUCGUCAGUGACAAUGCUCACCAGGCCGACACUUCGUUUAGGUGCACUCCGCAUUGGAAGAAUUUUAUCAUGUAAGUCAAGGUUUUGGCCCUCCCUUGCUCUGGUGACUAUCGUGCUUUAUCUCAUUGGAUCAUUGUCAUUCAUGCUUCAGGACAAAUCUCUAUCAAGUCUAGGCUUUGUACAUAGUUCCGAUACAAAGCUCAGGGAACUUCUGGAUUUACCAAGUCUUAGGGACCAACCACUGUCGUCUUGCAAAGCUAAGAUUGAGGUGAUUGACGAUCAGGCUUUAGGAGACGGUUGCUUCUUCCGUGAUCGUAUACAGUGCGACGGCAUGCCGACAAUCAAUUCCGCUUUCGUAGACGUGGUCGAUAGGAACGUCGUGUUUAUCGGCACUCACUUUCAGAAUGAUUCGUGGAUCAACGAUACUUUCCUUUGCGAAUUUCCCGAUGGCAAUGUAUCGAUGGUAGAUCCUUUGAUUGUUGAUGAUCGCAGCAUGGGUGCACAGCCGCAGUAUGUCUUCGUCAUGACCUGCCCGGUCCCGGCAAUCUACUUCACCUCUUUCUUACCGCAUGAUCUUCCAGCCAAGCUUGAGGUGGACCUCACCAAACUCUCAACUCCGGUUCAAAGCUAUCGCAACAUACCACUCUGUAAAGCCGGAUGGAAUAAAGUCCAUUAUGUAUCCAUUUGUACGAUGGUCAAUAACGUUGAUGAAUACUUUGAAGAUUGGUUGUUGUAUUACCGUUACAUGGGGAUCGACCAUGUGUAUGUGUAUGACAAUUCUAAAGAUGGAACAUUGGUAGGAGUUCUCGAUCGCUUCAUCAGCCUUGGGUUCGUCACCAUAAUCCCUUGGGCGCAUACUUUCACACCGACAAAGACAUACCUCGAGGUCCAAAUCGCUCAUGAAAACGACUGCCUUUGGCGACAUCGACACGACACGGACUGGAUCCUUAAAAUCGACGUCGAUGAAUUUAUGCAGCCGAUGUUCGAGGCACCCACCAGACUGGUCGAUUUCCUGCACGGGUUUGAAGAAAAGCUACCGCCAUCGGUGGGCAUCGUCCGCGUUCGGAACUGGUUCUUUUCGCGUCCGUCGUCGAACGUUAGCAAGGCGAUCAUGUCGGGAAAUUCUGUCAUCGAGAGAAAUCCUUGGCGGAGUCCCGAACCGACUCGAGAAGGGCGUGGUCGCGAAAAGUGUUUCAUCCGUCCCCAAUGGGUGCAUUACUUCAAGAUACACGCCAUGAAACUCGGCGGUGACAGUGUGACUUUGAAUCCCUAUACUGAAAUACGACUUGCACAUUACAGAAGUGAGAAUCCAAGGCAUCGAAAUUUUCACAUUCACAAAUUCAUCCCGGAUGAUAGCAUGGUGAAAUUAUGGAAGGCAAUAAAUAGAUGGGUCCUUUUCACCAAGGACAGGGUAGUUGUCUACGGUUAUAGGAAACACAGAUAUAUAACAUGAUCAAUUCGGUCACUUCUAAGGGUAAG